Rhincodon typus (whale shark) is the source of this 2251-nucleotide messenger RNA. RefSeq names its product collagen alpha-1(XXI) chain. The transcript has 22 exons. Lineage: Eukaryota; Metazoa; Chordata; Chondrichthyes; Orectolobiformes; Rhincodontidae. The record is from RefSeq and is a predicted model, not a curated record. The coding region runs from base 131 to 2251 and encodes 706 amino acids.
GGGACAGAAAGGCUCAGGCAACAUCUCACCACACCUCCAGCUUAGAGGUUGCAGUUACUACAAAAGCUCCUGUCAGCCCCUCCAGAUGUUUUUGAUGUGACUUAGGCCAAAGCUUCCAAAAGCUUAUGAAAUGGAACUGAAUGUAAAAGCCAUGAAACUUGUCCUGAACAGUUUUUUGUUGCUGCUGCUCCAAGAAUUCAGUACAGCUGUGAAGGAUGAUGUAAGAUCUAGCUGUAGAACUGCUCCAAAUGACUUGGUUUUUAUAUUGGAUGGCUCAUUUAGCGUAGGGCCAGAAAAUUUUGAAAUAGUCAAAAACUGGAUUGUCAACAUAUCCAGCAGUUUUGAAAUUGGGACUACAUUUACACAAGUGGGUGUUAUACAAUAUAGUGAUGAUCCUUUGCUAGAAAUAUCAUUGGACAGAUACAGGUCAAAUGAAGACUUGACGAAAGCAAUGGAAGCCAUAUUAUACAGGGGUGGAAACACAAGAACAGGAAAAGCUAUAACAUUUGGAGUUAACCACGUGUUUGCUACCUCAACCAGGGAUGCUAAUGCUGUGACAAAAGUGGCAGUUGUACUUACAGAUGGAAAAUCCCAAGACGAUGUGAAGGACUCAGCAGAGGAAGCAAGGAAAAAGAAAAUUAUACUGUUUGCAAUUGGAGUUGGUCAGGAAAUAGAAGAUGCAGAGCUGCAGGCAAUUGCAAAUAAACCUUCAUCCACAUAUGUGUUCCAUGUAGAAGACUACAGCGGUAUCACCAAAAUUAGAGAAACAAUCAAACAAAAACUUUGUGAAGAGACUGUCUGCCCUACAAGAAUACCUGUGGCAUCUCGAGAUGAAAAAGGCUUUGAUAUCCUUGUUGGAUUAGAUAUUAGGAAAAAAGCCACUAAGACCGAAGGGUCUUACCGUGGCAAAAAAGCUUAUAGAGUUACAUCACAGAGUGAUUUAACAGAAAAAACAAGGGACAUUUUUCCUGAUGGCCUUCCUCCUUCCUAUGUCUUUGUGUCCACAUUACGAUUCAAGAGACCAGUAACUAAGGAAAAAUGGGAUUUGUGGAGAAUUCUUGCUGUAGAUGGCACAAUUCAAACAGCAGUUACAUUGAAUGGAGAAGACAAUACAGUAAUCUUCCAUACAACACAUAAGAUAAAUGAUACACAGUCUGUGACUUUCAUUUCUCCUUUUAUAAAGGCAUUGUUUGAUGAAAACUGGCACUUACUGCGAGUCCUCGUAACAGAGAGGGAUGCCACUUUGUACCUGGACGAUGAAUUAAUUGAGACAAGGCAACUGGAAUCUGUUCUUGGUAUCUUCAUCAGUGGGAGGACACAGAUAGGGAAGUACUUUGGGAAAGAAGCAACUGUACCAUUUGACGUUCAAAAGUUAAGGAUUUACUGUGACCCAGAACAAAAUCAACGAGAAACUGCCUGUGAAAUUCCAGCUGUUAAUAUACCGUGUGACAGUAGUCUUGAUGUUAUUUCCACAUCACCCCCUUGUACAUGUGCCCCAGGACCAGCUGGCCCUAGAGGUCUAAAGGGAGAACGUGGAGUUUCUGGGGAACAUGGUGAUGCAGGAAGACCUGGUGCAGAUGGUAAGCCUGGAAUUGCGGGAUUGCCAGGAAGUCCAGGCAUACCAGGACCCCAAGGUAUCCAGGGAUUGCGUGGGCUUCAGGGAGACAAGGGUGAGCAAGGGAGCCCUGGUAUUCCGGGUAAACAAGGUCUCCCAGGAUUUCAAGGACCACCUGGACCACCAGGACCCAUGGGUUCUAAAGGUUUAAAAGGGGAACCAGGUCUACGUGGUUUUGAAGGUAAAAAGGGUGCAAAAGGUGACAAAGGUUCUCAUGGUUUUCCUGGAUUGCGUGGAUCUCCUGGACAUCAAGGUGAAAGUGGGAAAAAUGGCUUACCUGGAAUUCCUGGCACUAAGGGAGAACCUGGAGAGGUUGGUCGCCCAGGAUUGGAUGGAAUAGCAGGGAUGCCUGGUAUUCCUGGAAUGCCAGGAUAUAUUGGACCAAUGGGGCCCAAGGGGAGAGAUGGAAUUCCUGGGCAUAAAGGAGAUAAGGGCUCUCCUGGCAAAACAGGUGAAAUGGGACUACCAGGUGUACCUGGAUCAAGAGGACUAUCUGGACCUAAGGGUAACAAGGGUGAACAAGGAAUUCAAGGCAUUCAAGGGCAGUAUGGCAACAAGGGGCGGAAAGGAGAACCAGGUUUACCAGGUCAGCCAGGACAAUCUGGAAUGCCAGGAAUGAAAGGAAUAAAGGUAUAA